AUGUCUGAAAGUCCUACAGAGCUAAGGAUUGUGCUGCUCAGCAAGAAUGGCUCUGAUAAUAGUACUGUUGGAAAAGUCAUCCUGGACAGAGGGGCAUUUGUACAAAGUCGCUGUGAGAAAGUCAGGGGUCAGGUGGAGGGAAGACACAUAGCUGUGAUCAACACUCCAGACCCUCACAUCUCACAUGACAAACUCUCAGAGGAACUGCAUUGGUGUGCCACUCUGUCUGACCCGGAACCUCAUGUGUUCCUGGUCAUGCUGCAGCCUGAGAAGUUCACACAGGAAGAGGGAGACAGAAUCAGGACAUCCUCAGUGACCGGUCCUUUGACUACUCAAUGUGUCUUCACUCAGGAUUGUGCUUCUGGGGAGAGCAACGACAAGAAGAGUACAGUGGGUAGCAUGAUCCUACAGAAAGAGGCUCUUAAGUCUGCUUUUAUCUUAAACUAUAAACAAUGUGAGUCAGCCAGUGGGAAGGUGAAUGGCAAGUCUGUUACUGUUGUAAAGACUCCAGACUUCUUUGCUCCACAUCUGACUGUGAAGUCCCUGAUGCAGGAGAUGGAGAGAUGUAAGUCCCUCUCUGCUCCUGGGCCUCAUGGGGUCCUACUGGUGUUGAAGCCUGAGAACUUCACAGAGGAGAACAGAAACACAUUCAAGUUGAUCCUGAGCAUAUUUGGUAAAGAGGCCUUCAAGUACUCAAUGGUGAUCAUUACUCACGAGGGAGUCGCAGGAAAUCCUCAUCUGAGUCAAAUGAUUGAAGAAUGUGGAGGAAGGCAUCAUGACAUGUACAAACAAGGAAGUGACCACAAUGUGUUAACUGAAAAAAUAGAAAAGAUGGUAGAGGAGAAUGAAUGGAGAUACCUCACCUCCAAUGAAGACACGACACUCGAUACCAUGACACCAAAGGCUCAGAGACUGAACGUGGUGCUGUGUGGCAGAAGAGGAGCUGGGAAGACUUCUAUAGCCAAUGUCAUACUGGGUCAGACAGAGUCCAGUCCAAAGUCCAGCUCCUCAGUGUGUGUGAAGAGAGAAGGAGAGGUGUGUGGUCGGCCGGUCACCCUCAUCGAGCUGCCUGCUCUGUAUAGAACACAUCUCACUCAGGAGGAAGUGAUGUGUGAGACUUUCCACUGUGUCUCUCUCUGUGACUCUGGAGUCAAUGUUUUCCUCCUGGUCGUACCUUUGGGUCCAAUCACUGAUGAAGACAAAGGAGAGUUGGAGACCAUCCAGAAGAUUCUCAGCUCACGAGUCAAUGACUUUGUCAUGGUCCUGUUUUGA
Molecule: messenger RNA, 1272 nt
Organism: Oncorhynchus nerka (sockeye salmon)
Lineage: Eukaryota; Metazoa; Chordata; Actinopteri; Salmoniformes; Salmonidae
Product: GTPase IMAP family member 8-like
Exons: 2
Coding region: 1-1272 (423 amino acids)
Molecular function (GO): GTP binding
Source: RefSeq, a predicted model, not a curated record